UUUGUCUGCAUUGGUGGGAGCCCCAAGACAAUGAAAGAGUUUGCAGUGUUUAUACACAGGGAGCUGGGAUUGGAGGACAGUAGAGAGGACAUGAAGGAUGUCUGAGCUCGGACAGACAGAUAUUGCAUGCACAAAACUGAUCCUGUGUCCUCCAUUGGUCUAAGUACUCAAUGGUUGCCCUUCAGGGCUGUAUUCCGAAACAAUAGCUCUGUGUCUGUCAUGUGUCUGGACACUGCAGCCCUCCUGAAGGGCACAGCCAGGCAUGCCAGAGGGCCAGGGAAGAGUCCACUGCAGACGUGUAACACUGCUAAGGAGCGGACCCAUCUGCAGCUCCUGCACCAGAGAAUAGCCCUCAUCCGUCAAUCACCUGAUAGUCCCUGGAAUGAAAUAACCAUCGAUUCAAAACUCAGUUCCAGCUCCUACAAAUUCCAGCUCAGACGAUCUUUCUGGAGAGUUAUUAGAACAUACUGUAACUCCCAGGAAUUACUAAAUCCUCUAAACUAUCUUGACCCCUAUUCUGGUGAUACUGAUUUUAUUGUAGCAAAUGCUGAGGAAAAUAAGGGUUAUGGUCAUGAACAUGGCAUUGGCAUUCCCUCUAUUUCUAUUAUGCUUAUGCUUCAUGAACUCAUCAAAUUACUGCACCAUGCCUGGUGCUGUAAUGUUACCAUUAUCAGAAUUGGUACAUCAGGGAGAAUAGGUACUGCCCUGGGGUCUGUUGUAAUAGAAGGUGCAGCCACAGACUCCUUCCUUGAUCCCUGGUUUGAAUAGGUAAUCUUGGACAAUAUCACUACCUGAACUGCUAAACUUGACAAGGAACUGGCCCAGGAGCUCCUCAGCUACAGCAAGGGAAUCCCCUUCCCAGUCCUCAUCAGACAUGUGAUGUGUACCUAGGAUUUUUAUGAAGGUGACAAGAAGCCAGGUCAACUAGACGGAGCAUUGUGGUCCUUUUCCAGAGAAGAAAAGUUACAUUGCUUGAAGAGAGCAUAUAAAGCCAGAGUGCAAACUACUGAAAUGGAAUCGGCAGUGUUUGUGGCUGCGUGUAGAUUUUGUGGUCUGAAAGCUCCUGUGGUCCAGGUGACACAGCUUGACAGACUUAAAUGUGACCAGCUUCGCUUGCUCCAUGAGCAAUAG
This is a messenger RNA of Callorhinus ursinus (northern fur seal), 1131 nucleotides long. It is a transcript of the gene UPP2, whose product is annotated as uridine phosphorylase 2. The record is from RefSeq and is a predicted model, not a curated record. NCBI's taxonomy places the organism in Eukaryota, Metazoa, Chordata, Mammalia, Carnivora, Otariidae. Gene Ontology annotation, biological process: uridine catabolic process. Gene Ontology annotation, molecular function: uridine phosphorylase activity. Gene Ontology annotation, cellular component: cytosol.